AACUUCAAAAUACAAACACGUAAAUACACGUGAAUAUUGUAGAAAAUGUGUCAUGCGUGAUUCAAUAUUAGAAAAUAUGGUUGUAAUUUAUUUAUUCGAGUAACAACUAAAUGGAAGGGGUACUAAAAUAUGCGUGCAGGGUCUUUGGAAACGCGCCAUCCUACGGUGACUUAACCUCAAAAAAUUACAUGUAACGCCACUCCGACGUUCUGGAACUUUCAAGUUUCGGCUUGAUAUUCGGCGUCGUGCGGCGUACGCUGGUUUUUGAAAUAGAAUUUUGGAUUUCGUGUUUAUUUUUUUCCAUUGACCUAGUUAGUUUUUAUAUUCAUUGCAGUACGGAAUCCAUAAUUGUCAUUCACAAACAUGGCCAAGUUCGAUUUGACGAGCAAGAUGACCAAAUACCUGGAUCGGCAUUUGGUCGCCCCGCUGCUGGAGUUCUUGUGGGCAAAAAAGAUUUACAAUGAGAAUGAAAUUUUGCAAGCCAAAUUAGACAUUCUUAAUAAGACUAACAUGAUGGAUUAUGUUAUCGAAAUUUACAAACAGUUGAAUCCUGAAAAAGAAGUACCCGAGGAAAUGAAAACGAGAAGAGAUCAAAUUGUAUCUCAGCUGAAUCAAUUUCAAAGUGAAGUUGAUGUUGUGAUGAAUUUCCUGAAAGAUGAUAAAGUCAUGAAAAAUAUGGAAACUAUGCGGGAUCCUAAAACACUGUCAACUUAUUUGACCAAUGAAUUCAACUUUAAAGUGGAAAUGAUGGAAAGUAUGUACAAAUUUGCCAAGUACCAUUACGAUUGUGGAAAUUACGCUGGUACAACAAGUCAUUUGUACUUUUAUUUAUUAGUUAUGUCGCCUACUGAUAAGAACUACUUGAAUGUUCUUUGGGGAAAAUUAGCAUCUGAAAUUCUUAUUCAAAAUUGGGAAACUGCUCUUGAAGAUUUAAACAAACUGCGAGAGUACAUUGAUUCCAAUACUAAUGGUUCUCCAUUGCAUUUGCUACAACAACGAACUUGGUUAAUUCACUGGAGUUUAUUUGUGUUUUUCAAUCAUGUUAAGGGACGUGACCUUAUUAUUGACAUGUUUCUGUACAGGCCAAACUAUUUAAAUGCUAUUCAAACCAUGUGCCCACACAUUCUUCGCUACUUGGCCACUGCAGUAAUCAUCAAUCGUUCCAGAAGAGCAGCUAUGAAGGAUCUUGUUAAGGUUAUUCAACAGGAAUCAUAUACCUACCGUGACCCUAUAACUGAACUUCUAGAAAAUCUCUACGUUAACUUUGAUUUUGAAGGAGCUAGAGACAAGUUACAUGAAUGCCAAAUUGUUCUUUUUAAUGACUUCUUUUUGACUGCGUGCCUUGAUGAUUUUGUAGAGAAUGCUCGUUUGAUGAUUUUUGAAACAUUUUGUCGUAUUCAUCAGUGCAUUAGUAUUGGUAUGUUAGCUGAGAAGCUUAAUAUGAACCCAGAAGAGGCUGAAUGCUGGAUUGUAAACCUGAUCAGGAAUGCCAGGUUAGAUGCAAAGAUUGACUCAAAACUUGGACAUGUUGUUAUGGGGACACAACCAUUAUCUCCCUAUCAACAGCUUUUAGAAAAAAUAGAUACAUUAUCAGUGAGAUCAGAAGCACUACAACAACUCAUCGAAAGAAAAGUCAAAGCUAAGACUCAAGAACAAGAUCCACUUUGGUACAAUCCUUGAAAAGCUGUUAAUAUUGGUAAGUUCUCAACAAGUGUUAUUAUUCAAUAAAACAAUAAUAAUAUUAUUCAUGAAAUGUUAUUUUAUUUAUUUCUUAUUAGUAAUUAAAGUAAUUUUCAAUUUAUUUGCUGAAUUUGAAAACCUGAAAACCCUCGAAAUCCAAUUAUAAUUAAUUAACAGUAAUAAGAUAAUAUUAUCAUUUAAGAUCGGGUGUGGAUGCUCCCAAGUAGUUGUGUAAAUCUUGAAUAUUUGAAGAUACCAAUUUUACUUUUACUGUGUCCUUUUUUAAACGUUUGUGAGCUUCAUACCGAUGACAUCCACCAAAUGAAUAAAAGUAAUUACCACCCUCUCUUCCUACUAUCCAUAACACGUCUAUUGGUGGUACUGAAUCUGUAAGGUCUGGAUCCUAAAUCAAUAAUUUUUCAUUAUAUUAUCUGUAAAAUAAGUUUGUAAAUUUAAAUUUAAGAAAAAGAAUAUUUUAUUUAUGCAAAUAAACAAUUUUUUAUAUUUUAUUCAGUAAAAUGUGUAUAUUGUUUUCUUUAAAAUAAGUAGAAUGUAAAACUUCCAAUUUUUUUUGUUGUAAUUGUUACUAUUUAUUUGAUGUAUAAUUUUUUUGGUUAUUUUUUUGUACUUUUACAUCAUUAAAUAUUGUAAUACACUUACUGACAAAGUAUCCAUUAAACUCUUAACCUUUCCUUCAUCUACUUGUGGUGGAAUUGGUCGUAUGAUUUCA
Messenger RNA from Acyrthosiphon pisum (pea aphid), 2410 nucleotides. RefSeq names its product eukaryotic translation initiation factor 3 subunit E. The coding region runs from base 364 to 1680 and encodes 438 amino acids. NCBI's taxonomy places the organism in Eukaryota, Metazoa, Arthropoda, Insecta, Hemiptera, Aphididae. The record is from RefSeq and is a predicted model, not a curated record. Gene Ontology annotation, cellular component: cytoplasm; eukaryotic translation initiation factor 3 complex. Gene Ontology annotation, molecular function: translation initiation factor activity. The transcript has 9 exons.